Racocetra persica is the source of this 209-nucleotide messenger RNA. NCBI's taxonomy places the organism in Eukaryota, Fungi, Glomeromycota, Glomeromycetes, Diversisporales, Gigasporaceae. The record is from the annotation of a GenBank genome assembly.
CCACCUUUGAAAAAAAAUGUCGAAUGGAUGCAUUAGAGGUUCUUGACAUUUCACAAACUCAAGAAACAAGAGAGUAUAUUAGUAAAUUUAGUGACUAUAAAACUAAUACUAGUGAAGACGAUUUGUUUUCAGGUAAUGAAGCCGAAGAAAAUUUUAAAGUUAUGACUUUUGAUGAGUUCAUAAAUAGAUACAAAAAUGAGUCAAAUUGA